AGAGAUGGCAACUGUUGACAGCGGUCAGCUUGUAAAGUAUAUUUUUAUAAGGACGUGUGAGAAAAGUUGAACGGGUUCCGAAAUAAAUUUCAUUUCCAAAAAUACGAUAAAGGCGCAUUUGAUAUUUAUUUAUUUUAAUUCUCUUACACUCAUUAAUCCGUUCGUCGUCUUACUUACGGCUGUUUAAAUUGAAUAAACGCUGAAGAAUGUGUUAAAAGUUAUAAGUGUUUCUUGAUGUGCUUAGGACGAUUUUAAAUAUAUUAUUAAUCACAUAAUGUUGCCUUCAGUUGCUAUUAAAUGUUUUUAUCAAAAGUUAGGUACGCGUCCUGCUGAAUUCAAACACUUACACACAGUAUAUUCCAGUCAUGUUAAAGUAUUAAAAGACUUUUAUGUUGAUAAGAAAACAAUAAGAUAUAUCAACACAUCCAUAAACGUUUUCAAUAAAAGUAACGAUCAUGCCGAUAAAUCAGCUUUAAAAACUGAUCAUAAAGUUAUUAAACAGGGUGCUACUGGUGACAUAAUUAUUAAAACAGAAACUGAUGAAAACAAAGUGGUAACAAAACUCACUAUAGAAAAGUCGCAACCGAUCACGCCUCCGCCAAAUCAAACGGCAGCAUCACCUGUUAAGAAACGUCUUCUUAUUGAUUUUUCUGCUUCAUAUACUGAAAGAAAUUUCAUUACACCUAUCCGAGCUAUGACUGAGUAUUUAUUAAAACAGUCGGAUCUAGAAAGUCUACCUAAAGUAUUACGAAGAUCUCCAUAUGAAUCAGAACCACCAAUCACUGUUUACUAUAGAAAAGAUGUUGAAGCUAAAGCUAUUGAGGUCUGGGGUUCAAAAGAAGCUUUAGAAAAAGAGUUGUUGAGGAGAGAGUUGGAUAGAAGAAGAUAUGAACAAGAUGUGUUUACUGUAAAAAGGAGGUUACGAAACUACAGACGUGAAAUGAGUCAUAAAAGACUGAGACCAGAGACAGAAGAGUUAGGUUUAAAAACAAGAUCUGGAAGAGUUGUCCUGACUGCUAUCGGAAUUAAUGGGUGUAAUUUUAUAUUUAAACUUUGUGCUUGGUUCUACACUGGUUCACAUAGUUUAUUUUCUGAAUGCAUACACUCUUUGGCGGAUACAGUGAAUCAGUUAAUUUUGGCUUAUGGAAUACAUAAGUCUGUCCAAAUUGCAGAUCCUGAUCAUCCCUAUGGAUAUACAAAUAUGAGAUAUGUUUCCUCUUUAAUUUCUGGAGUGGGCAUUUUCUGUGUAGGAAGUGGGUUAUCAUUCUAUCAUGGAGUAACUGGUAUACUGGAUCCACAGCCGUUACACGAUUUUUUUUGGGCAUAUUUUGUUCUUGGCGGUGCAGUAGUUUCUGAAGGCGCAACUUUAAUGGUGGCUAUAAAUGCUAUUCGUAAAGGUGCAAAAGAAGCUAACGUGCCUCUUUAUGAGUAUGUGAUGCGUAGCUCCGAUCCUUCAGUGAACGUUGUUCUAUUGGAGGACACGGCAGCUGUUGCGGGCGUAACGGUGGCUGCUUCGUGCAUGGCCAUUUCGCAGUAUACUGGUAAUCCACUGCCCGACGCCAUUGGCAGUAUACUCGUUGGUACUUUGCUCGGGGGAGUUGCGUCUUUCAUUAUACUGAGUAACGUCAACGCGUUAGUUGGCAGAUCCAUCCCACAAGAACAGCUUGAUGAAAUAAAUAGUGUCUUAGAAAGAGACUUUAUGAUAAGAGCAAUUCAUGACGUUAAAGGGAUAGAUAUAGGUAGCAACCUUAUUAGAUAUAAGGCGGAAGUAGAUUUCGAUGGUCGUGCGCUUACAAGAUCAUACUUAGAAAAGCAUGAUUUAAAUCUCAUUUUAGAAGAUAUAAAGAAAAUCGAGACUAUUGAUGAUGUGGAAGCAUUCCUACUUAAACAUGGUGAAAAUAUUGUUGACAUGCUGGGCGGUGAAAUAGAUAGAAUAGAGUUAAAAUUGAGGAAAAAGUUCCCUCAAAUCCGGCACUGUGAUUUGGAGAUUCUAUAAAUCAGUUUUAAUUUAGCUUAAAUGUUAAUGUAAUAGUAACGACAAUAGUUUAGUUAAUUCUGUUAUUCAAUGAAUUGUGUUAAACUAUAUAAAUUAUGUAUAAGAG
This is a messenger RNA of Diatraea saccharalis (sugarcane borer), 2102 nucleotides long. Lineage: Eukaryota; Metazoa; Arthropoda; Insecta; Lepidoptera; Crambidae. The record is from the annotation of a GenBank genome assembly.